Messenger RNA from Grammomys surdaster, 1128 nucleotides. It is a transcript of the gene Ebpl, whose product is annotated as EBP like. Gene Ontology annotation, molecular function: cholestenol delta-isomerase activity. The record is from RefSeq and is a predicted model, not a curated record. Gene Ontology annotation, biological process: sterol metabolic process. The transcript has 4 exons. Gene Ontology annotation, cellular component: endoplasmic reticulum; membrane. Lineage: Eukaryota; Metazoa; Chordata; Mammalia; Rodentia; Muridae. The coding region runs from base 23 to 643 and encodes 206 amino acids.
CUCCUGUGCGUCCUGUGGAGCCAUGGGCAAGCACUGGGCGCUGGGCCUGGCGGCAGGCUCCUCAUUGCUGUUAUGCUCGGCGCUGCUGGCCGUGGGAUGCACGCUGGGGCUGCGUCUGGGCCGCGGGCGGAGCGCGGUGGAGCGUUGGGUGCUCGCCUGGCUCUGCUACGAUUCACUGGUACACUUCGUGCUGGAAGGCGCUUUUGUCUACUUGUCUAUAGUAGGACAAGUUGCAGAUUCCCAAGGCUUGAUUGCAUCUUUAUGGAAAGAAUACGGCAAGGCUGACACAAGAUGGCUGUAUUUUGAUCCGACAAUUGUGUCUUUGGAAAUCCUGACUGUUGUCCUGGAUGGGUUCCUGGCAUUGGUCCUCAUUUACGCCAUAGUCAAAGAGAAAUAUUACAGGCACUUCAUACAGAUCACCUUGUGCGUGUGUGAACUCUAUGGCUGCUGGAUGACCUUCUUCCCCGAGUGGCUUGUCGGAAGCCCCAACCUCAACACCAGCAGCUGGCUCUACCUUUGGGUCUAUUUGGUGUUUUUUAAUGGUCUGUGGGUUCUGAUCCCAGGCCUGCUGCUGUGGCAGUCAUGGUUAGAACUGAAGAAGAGAUCUUACCAAGAGGCCAAGUUAUCGAAGAAGCAUAAGUAAAUUCUCAGAGCAAUCCUUCUGAUGUUCUGCUUUCCGAGUCGGAACUGACCAGACAUUCCUUCUACAGUGUUUUGAAGGAGCCAUUACAGAUGGGUUGGAAGGUGGCAAACUUGGCUGUUUGGUUUGGUUCUUUGAUUAAAUGAUAAUAUAAAGAGAGAACUUGGGGUGAGGUUCAGUAGUGCGGUGCUUACCUAGCACGCGCAAGGCCCUGAGUUGUAUUCUUAACACUAGGUGGGGGGAGGGGGUGAGUAAGCUUUCACUUGUAACAAGUUCAUAUUUAAUGAGAUGCUCCAUCAUGGCUAGCAGAAUUGUUAUGCCAUGUUAAUAAGGGCGCGUCACAGGACACUGUAAGGAGCAGGAUAAAUUUUUACUCCAAAAACAAAACAAAAAACCCUUUUUGCUUCAGCUUUUCUUCUUCUCAGUGGUCUCUUGCGGUUAGUGAUGUAAACCUAGAAGUAAAAGGAAUUGAUUCUGUUUUAUACUCA